AUGGUGAUCAAGACCCAAAAUGGACAAGUUCUGAAAAAAGACAAUGAGGUCAUUGCUAGCCUACUCGAUACAACUGUAAGAACUGUUAAGAGAAUAUGGGAAAGAGCUCUUAAACAGGUUGAAAAAGGGGAGAAAGUUGAUGUCUCAAAUCAAAAGCCAGGUAGAGUUGGCCGCAAGCGGAAAGAUUUGGAUCUGUCGAGGGUGGUGACAAUCCCAUUGAACAGAAGGAGAACAUUGCGAGGUCUGUCAAAGGCAUUGGGUGUAAGCUGCACGACCUUACACUCAAGGUUCGAGUGGGGUCAUUUGAGGCGUCACAGUAAUAAGUUGAGGCCCCACUUAAACCUAUCCAACAUUGUAAAGAGAUUGAAAUGGUGCUUGGCUAUGUGUGAAGAUUAUUGGUCUGCGACACGGGAAUUAGACAACAUAGCCUACAUGGAUGAAAAGUGGUUCAACAUGACUGGGGAGGUGAACAACUACUAUUUGCUUCCCGAAGAACCCGACCCCUUGCGCACCUUGCAUCAUAAGGAUAGCAUCGCCAAGGUGAUGUUUCUCGCAGCCGUGGCUAAACCAAGAUACGGCAAAGGUGGUGAGGUCACUUUUGAUGGAAAGCUCGGCAUUUGGGCUUUUGUCACAGAGUCUCCUGCUCAAAGAACCAGUGAAAACAGAGAUAAAGGGACGCUCAAGCUCAAAUCAUUGAAAGUCACACGAGAUGUAAUGAGGUAUUACAUGUGUGAGAAACUUAUUCCUGCGAUCCAAGAGCGCUGGCCGGACGAAGAUGAAGGACGGACAAUCUAUAUCCAACAAGAUAAUGCCACGCCACAUAUUCUUCCCGAUGACCCGGUUUUCCGACAAGUCAUAGAACAAACUGAUUUGGAUAUUAAGUUGCUUCAACAGCCUCCAAACAGUCCCGACAUGAACAUUCUUGAUCUCUGCAUAUUCAGGUCUCUCCAGUCCCACACCGAUAGCAGAGCACCUCAAAGCAUCAGGGAACUGAUAGAAGGUGUGGAGAAGGAAUAUCGAAACUACCCGGUUGAUAAGCUAGCUAGAAGCUUCGUGACGCUGCAGUCAUGCAUCCGAGAGGUAAUGAGAAACAAGGGAGCGAUAAACUACUCGAUCCCUCACAUGAACAAGGAACGCCGGCAGGCAGAAGGACGGCUUCCUAUAGCUCUAUCUAUCGACUGUGAGCUAGUUGGACAGACCAUAGCCUUUAUAGAAGAGGCAGAAGCAAUCUUAGCAGCAGAAAAAGAGCAGAAGCAGCAGGAAAAGAGCAGCAAGAAAAGAGCCGCAUCAGGCUUGAAGAAGCAGAAACACCCUUCGAAUACCAGCAGCCUCCAAGCAGCAGGAAAAGAGAACCAGGAGCCUUGA
This is a messenger RNA of Aegilops tauschii subsp. strangulata, 1365 nucleotides long. RefSeq lists its product as uncharacterized. NCBI's taxonomy places the organism in Eukaryota, Viridiplantae, Streptophyta, Magnoliopsida, Poales, Poaceae. The record is from RefSeq and is a predicted model, not a curated record. Gene Ontology annotation, molecular function: nucleic acid binding.